AUGGCUUUCUUACAUACACACUCACGCGAAUGUUUAAAAUCUGAGCUCGAACUUUUUUCGCUACCACCUACGCAAACUACGAUCGAGGGAUCAAAUUGGGUGCACUAUAAGCCUAUUUCCUCUCUAACAGAUGAUUCUCCGAUAGAAUUCGUCGUUCCCGGACAAGGUGAUGAGUACAUCGAUCUCGCUCAUACCAUGUUAAGUCUUCGUGUGCAAAUAAAAACUCCAUCUACCUCUUUGCAAGCUGAAGGAUCGAAAGAUGCGCCCAAGGAAUUACCAGAAAUUGCCCCUGUAAACAAUUUACUACACUCCAUGUUUAAUCAAGUGGAUGUGUAUUUAAAUCAAAAACUCGUUUCACCACCGAAUAACGCUUAUGCAUACCGUGCUUACAUAGAAACAUUGUUAAAUUAUGGGCCUGCGGCCAAAAAAUCUCACUUGACUUCCGUUUUAUGGAGUGAUGAUACUCCAGGGAAAAUGGAUGAUACGAGUUUUAAAAAUAAUAUCGGCUUGCGAGAAAGAGCAAAACUACUAUCAGCUGGAAAAACAGUCGAUUUAAUUGGACAUUUACAUUGUGAUAUUUUCAAUCAAGAACGUUUCCUUUUAAAUGGUGUAGAAAUGCGUCUGCGACUUGUGAGAGCAAGAGACUCGUUUUGUCUAAUGAGCUCUCAACCGGAUAUUUCAUGUGGCUUGAAUAUAAGCGAAGCUACAUUAUUAGUAAGACGAACAAAAAUUGCACCAGGAGUUUUACUCUCUCAUGCUCGUGCAUUGGCAAAAACAACAGCAAAAUACCCUCUUACACGCGUUGAAGUUAAAGCCAUUUCGCUACAUGGAGGAGUGCAUGGAGAAACGAUUGACAACAUCGUGCUUGGGCAACUUCCAAAACGAAUCAUAAUCGGAUUUGUCGAUAAUCGAGCAUAUAAUGGAAACGUUCAAAUGAAUCCGUUCAAUUUUCAAAACUAUAAAAUCAAUUACCUCUCAUUAUAUGUGGAUGGGGCGCAAGUACCUUCUCGACCUCUGCAACCUGAUUUCACCCAAAAUAAUCUUUACAUUGAUGCCUAUCAUACAUUAUUUUCUGGUACAGGAAUACAUUUUUUGAACGAGGGUAACUCAAUCAAUCGAGAAAAUUAUCCAAGGGGUUAUUGUCUCUUCGCAUUUGACUUGACACCUGAUCUUUCCGCGAAUAUCAGUUCGCAUUGGAAUUUAGUGAAACAUGGAAGUGUGAGAAUCGAGGUACGAUUUGCCGAGGCACUCGCUUCUACUGUAAAUUGUAUAGUAUAUGCAGAAUAUGAUAAUGUUCUGGAGAUCGAUGCCUCGCGUCAAGUAAUUGCUGACUUCAGCGGUUGA
This is a messenger RNA of Venturia canescens, 1344 nucleotides long. RefSeq lists its product as uncharacterized. Gene Ontology annotation, cellular component: cytosol. The record is from RefSeq and is a predicted model, not a curated record. Gene Ontology annotation, biological process: deoxyribonucleotide biosynthetic process. Lineage: Eukaryota; Metazoa; Arthropoda; Insecta; Hymenoptera; Ichneumonidae. Gene Ontology annotation, molecular function: ribonucleoside-diphosphate reductase activity, thioredoxin disulfide as acceptor. The transcript has a single exon. The coding region runs from base 1 to 1344 and encodes 447 amino acids.